Molecule: messenger RNA, 1173 nt
Organism: Synchiropus splendidus (mandarinfish)
Lineage: Eukaryota; Metazoa; Chordata; Actinopteri; Syngnathiformes; Callionymidae
Gene: kctd14
Product: potassium channel tetramerization domain containing 14
Exons: 4
Coding region: 78-785 (235 amino acids)
Biological process (GO): protein homooligomerization
Molecular function (GO): protein binding
Source: RefSeq, a predicted model, not a curated record
GGCGACGUUUUCGCCGCGUCCGGUUCAGGCACCGCCCCCUCCCGCCACCUGCCGACGCUGGACGGACGUGGACCGACAUGAGCCUCCCGGACUUCAAAACAGGGAAGCGGUCUCCGGCCGCGAGCUCGGGCUCUGUCGUGCACCUGAACGUGGGAGGUCACAUGUUCACCACCUCACUGAGCACGCUCAGCAGACACCCGGGGUCCAAGCUGGGCGAGCUGGUGUUCAGGGAGACGGACUCCGAGGGCCGGGUCUUCAUCGACAGGGACGGCGCUCACUUCGGCGCCGUGCUGGAUUUCCUGCGAACGGAGCAACUCCCCAGCAAGCACAUCCUGGAGGUCCACAGGGAGGCCGUCCACUACAACGUCCAGCCGCUGGUCAAGCGCCUGGAGGAGACGCCGCAGAUGUUCGGGGAGCUGGUGGCUCGACAGCAGUUCCUCACCCGCGUCCCCCACUACUGGGAGAACAUCGAGGUUCUGAUCCGGAUCGCCCGAGCCGAAGCCGUGGCCUCUCGCCACUCCACCGUCUUGAUCUGCGUGCUGAGGACAGAGGAGGACUUGCGUUGCUAUGACAAUGUCGUCCAUAGUCUGGACGCCGAGCAGCACUCGGUGGUGACGUUCGGACCCUGGAAGGCCACGCCUGGCGUCUCGGACCUGCUGGACUGCGUGAGGAUGGACAUCCAGAACCAGGGCUACCAGGUCCAGCUGGAGCCACACACACCCGACAAGAGUUUCCGCUCCAAGACUUACAGCUUCUUCCACAAACUUACCUUUACCUGGUGGUGAGCACCAGUGAGGUCACCUGUUCAGCGACUCCCAAACUGCUGGGAAUAAUCCUGAAACCAUCAUCCAUUCAUCAGCUGCCCAUCAAUCUUGCAGUAAUCCUUUCCGCUGUCAUCCAUUCAUCCAUCUAUUGAUGCCAUCCAUCUUAGUAUCAUGUUCAUCCAGCCACCGUCGUCCUUUCAUUCCACCAUUCUGUCCCUCUGUUUAGUUAUUGGUGGUCUGUUCAUCCGUUCAUGUGUACACUUAUUUUGGCAUUCUUCUAAUAAACCCACCUUGGUCAUGUGACCUGAAACUUGGGCGUGCUGGAGUCUGUGACCGCGGCACUGCCGGCGUCACAGGACCUCACCACGAAUGGAAGUGCAGCGUGUGCGUUUCCACACGUGACCCAGAA